Pocillopora verrucosa is the source of this 3611-nucleotide messenger RNA. Its product is annotated as beta-mannosidase. The record is from RefSeq and is a predicted model, not a curated record. Gene Ontology annotation, biological process: glycoprotein catabolic process; carbohydrate metabolic process. NCBI's taxonomy places the organism in Eukaryota, Metazoa, Cnidaria, Anthozoa, Scleractinia, Pocilloporidae. Gene Ontology annotation, molecular function: beta-mannosidase activity.
AUGGCGAUCACAGAAAUAGGGAAAGUGUUCGUGUUUAAAAUGGCAAUAACACUUUGUAAUCUCAUUCUAAUACAUUGCAGAAUUUUAGAAGUCAAUCUCGGAGGCACUUGGAUUAUUUCAAAUGCAAAUAACAGCAUUUCUGUGCCCGGAACUGUUCCUGGAAAUGUUCACACAGCUUUGUACAGGAAUGGAAAUAUUUCGGAUCCGUACUUCCGGUUUAAUGAUUUCAAGUAUCGCUGGAUAGCGUAUGACAAUUGGGUGUACACAAGGACCUUGGAAGUUUCUGAAGAUGUCAUAUCAAAAGGAAACAUUUUGUUGGUUUUUGAGGGCCUGGAUACAGUUGCUACAGUUCUGGUGAAUAAUGUUGAAGUUGGCCACUCAACAAACAUGUUUCACAGAUACAUCUUUAGUGUUAAGGGGGUGCUAAAAACUGGAAUGAACAAGAUUGAGGUGCGCUUCACUUCUGCAGUGCUCUAUGCCAAAGAGCAGGCUAAAAAGUUUCCAUAUCGUGUACCCCCUGAAUGUCCAGUCCCAGUUCAGCGUGGUGAGUGCCAUGGAAAUUUCAUCAGAAAAGAACAAUGUUCAUUUAGUUGGGACUGGGGACCAGCCUUUGUUCCUCAAGGGAUUUGGCGAAAUGUUUCUCUGCAAGCCUACAACUCAGCUGUUAUAAGGGACAUCACAGUAACACCUACAAAAGGUUCAGCUAACAUCACAUGGCAGUUAUCUGUGGCACUUUUUGUAGAUUCAGCUGAAGAUGGUGUGACAGGUACAAUAGUGCUCAGUCUUCCUCAGCUGUCACGCUCUCAGAAGCUUGUCAUCAAACUGUCACAAGGUAUCCAAAAAAUUUCUUUCCCAGAGAUGUUGUUUACAGAAAAAGAUAACAUUAGGCCAUGGUGGCCUCAAGGAUAUGGAAAACCAAAUCUGUACACAGUUAAGGUUGUGUUUUUGAGCUCAUCUUGUGAUGAACAGUCAAGCAUCAAUCGUAACAUUGGUUUCAGGACAGUGAAACUUAGACAGGAACGAAUUGAGUGUGCUCCAGGACGGGGAUUUCACUUUGAGAUCAACGAUUUGCCAAUAUUUCUGAAGGGAGCUAACUGGAUUCCUGCAGAUGCCUUUGAGGACCGUGUGACGAGUUCAGACCUUUGGAAUCUUCUCAAGUCAGCAGCUGAUGCAAACAUGAAUGUGGUGAGAAACUGGGGAGGAGGAAUCUAUCAACAUGAUGAAUUUUACGACAUAGCGGACGAGUUAGGAUUACUUGUUUGGGAAGAAUUCAUGUUUGCCUGUGCCAUGUACCCGGUUGAUGUAGAAUUCUUGAACUCAGUCAAGGAAGAAGUACAAUAUCAGGUACGUCGGCUUCAUCAUCAUCCGUCCAUCAUACUGUGGAGUGGUAACAAUGAAAAUGAAGAAGCUCUGGCGACCAACUGGUAUAACACCAGUUCUUCGUUCGCAAGAUACUACAAGGAUUAUAAGAAGUUGUAUAUAGAUACUAUCAUGAAGACGCUCGAAAAUGAAGACAAGAGCCGACCAUUUCUCUCAUCGUCUCCUUCGAAUGGAGUAGAUACUGAGAAAGAAGGAUGGGUGGCAAAAAAUCCAAAUAGCUCCUAUUGGGGAGAUGCGCACUUCUACAACUAUGCGAUGGACUGUUGGAAUGUCAGCGACUACCCCAAGCCUCGUUUUGCGUCUGAGUAUGGUUUCCAGUCCUACCCGUCUUUUGAGACCCUAGCGCAGGUGUCAGUAGAAAAGGACUGGACCUACAAUAGCGCAUUCAUGGAUCACAGGCAACAUCAUGCAGACGGUAAUCAGCAGAUGUUAGGCCAAGCUAAGAAGCAUUAUAAACUUCCCAACUCAAAGGAGCCUUUGAAAAAAUUUAUGGACACUCUCUUUAUUAUCCAGGUAACUCAAGCUCAGUGCAUGAAGACAGAGACUGAACAUUACAGACGUUUACAGAGUGAAUUAAUAAAGGGUGAAGGAAGAACAAUGGGCACAAUAUAUUGGCAGUUGAACAGUAUUUGGCAGGCUCCCACUUGGUCUUCUUUAGAAUAUGGAGGACGUUGGAAGAUGCUACAUUACUUUGUGAAGGAUUUUUUUGCGCCUGUAAUCGCGUCACCAUACCAGGAGGGCGGCAAGUUUAGGCUCUGGGUAGUAUCAGAUCUUGUUAAGCCAAUCUCGCGGGGUGCUGUGUCUCUCAAGGCGUGGUCAUGGUCUUCCUUCACACCACUGUACAGCAAAAAAGUCUCAUUUAACAUUAAACGACAAACUUCGAAACAGGUUUACGAAGAUGAAGUAGAAACACUCUUACAGUCAAGCAAAUGUAAAAGUGCUCGGCAUUGUGUCUUUACUGUGAAACCUGUAGACGCGAGCACAGGCCAGGACCUGGGACCGACGAACGUGUUUUAUCCGACGAGUUUGUCAGAAGUAGAGGGUAUUAGUGAUCCAAAGUUGAAGAUUGUAAAAGUUGCUCGCAUGCCCCAAAAAGGAGAGUUCAGCGUUUAUAUUGAGGCCCAGUCUCCCGCUUGUUAUGUGUGGCUUGUAGCCAAAGAUGUCCGUGGCCGCUUUUCAGAUAACGGUUUUCUCCUGAUCGAACCUUCGAAGACGGUGAUAUUCUACAGUUGGCAAGACACCACUGAAGAUGAAUUAGAGAAGAAUCUUUACAUAAAGUCUCUUUAUGAUUUAUAUGCCUAGUUAAUUUAGUUAUUCAAUAAUGACAUCCCUGGGAUAGAUUUUGUUAAUUAUAAGAGAUAUAGUAAGAAGAUGAAUUCUCGACUUGUCGUCCUUUGCGACAAUUAAAUUUUGUAAUUUUCAAUUCAAGCGAAAAGUUGUCCAUUCAAUCAGGUAUUGGUAGUCGAAGGAAACAGCAGGAUGAAAAUAGACUUGAAAAAAAAAAUGGCGAACAAACUACAUCUGCUAUGCACCACCCCUCAGCGUCCUUCUCUGUGAUACUCUCUUUCUACCUUAGCAGGUUCUUGAAUAAUCAUUGCUUGGUAAUCACUAGUCAUUAUUACCCUUUAACCCCUAAGAGUGACUGGCAUCUAAUUUCUCCUGACCAAUUCACCCCUGAAUCAAACAUUAAGGUUAGGAGAAUAUAGGAGCUGAUCCCCGACUAAAGAAGCUCUUGAUUGUUAGACAAAUUCUCAAGGUUGGCAUCUUAGGAAAUGUUUAGAGAACAGUAUGGAGAAUAUGCCUACCGAUGUUAGAGUGUAAAGGGUUAAGGUGUUAGCCGUUCACAGUACUUGGGCGAGGAGGUGGCACAUACUUCAGACAGUUGUGUGCAUCUAUGUUGCUUAGCAAUCCUAAAACUUGGUCAUACGAUUUUUUAGUACUGAUUGAAACUUUUGGUAGGCAUAACAUUAUGUAGUAGGAAAUCGUUAUGUUACAUGUAACUGUUAUUUGUUUUUAAACAUAUUUUUCACUUCUCGAUUUCAUACGUAAAGCAUAUCUAUGAAAUUGUGAGCCAUUCCUCUCAGGGAAUAUUUUUUGCCAAAAUGCAUGCGUAAUUAUUUCUAAAUUCGUUUUCACUGUUUGUUGAUAAGCAUUCUUCGAAAAAAGAAGCUUUUAUAUUGUAUAGUUAAAGGCGUUUUAUUGGCAUUAAAUUAAAUGUUUAAUACUAACAA